CUAUAAUUCCCUUUGGCAGUCACGUUGAUAGCCGUAAUUUACUGUGAAAAUCGUGUUAGGGAGGUAUUCAUACACAUUACUACUUAUAUGCGUAUACAUAUUACUAGACUGAAAACAAAACGGUAUUUUACUGAAGUAGCUCACCUAUGAGUGGUCAAUGGUACAUUACUUGAAAUGUUACUUUCAGCAACGUCAGGCGGACGGAACUACCAUUACGACAGACAAAGUGAUGAGCUCAGAAGACUCCAACCCCGCCGCCACACCCACUCCUGGCGUGGACACCCAGGGAGAUGGGCGAUGGAUGUCUUUGCAUAACCACUUUGUGUCUAACAGCAAGGACAAGGAACCAGAUGUCCUGUUUGUAGGAGACUCUCUUGUCCAGCUCUUGUACCAGUUUGAGGUGUGGCGAGACCUGUUUUCUCCUCUCCACGCUCUCAACUUUGGGGUGGGAGGUGAUGCAACACAGCAUGUCUUGUGGAGAUUGAGCAAUGGAGAGUUGGGCCACAUCAGCCCAAAGGUUGUGGUGCUGUGGGUGGGCACCAAUAAUCAUGGUCACACUGCAGAACAGAUCUGUGGAGGCAUCAUGGCCAUAGUCCAACUCAUCAAGGACAAGCUGCCGAAGGCUUACACUCUUGUGCUGAUGAACGUGGUACCUUCAGGCGUUUGGAAAUUGCUCCCAAGGAUGAACCAGACUUGUAAAGGUCUACAAUUUUUUUCUGAGGUCUUGGCUGAUUUCUUUUGAUUUUUCCCAUGAUGUCAAGCAAGAAGGCACUGAGUUUGAAGGUAGGCCUUGAAAUACAUCCACAGGUACACCUCCAAUUUAUUCAAAUGAUGUCAAUUAGCCUAUCAGCAGCUUGUAACGCCAUGACAUAAUUUUCUGGAUUUUUCCAAACUGUUUAAAGACGGUGAAUUUAGUGUAUUUAAACUUCUGACACACUGGCAUUGUGAUACAGUGAAAUAAUAUGUCUGUAAAUAAUUGUUGGAAAAAUUACUUGUCAUGCAAAAAGUAGAUAGUAGUCCUAACCAACUUGCCAAAGCUGUAGUUUGUUAACAAGAAAUUUGUGGAGUGGUUGAAAAACGGGUUUUAAUGACUCCAACCUAAGUGCAUGUUAACUUCCGACUUCAACUGUGUCUGUGAUACUGCGAUUCUGUAGCCGCUGAUGUUGUGACUUCCUUCAGGCUGGUGUUUAGUCAACACUCAGUGCUGUGGGAUUAAUAUAUUCCAAGAUGGCUUGGCACUCAGAUGUCUUUGUUCUUGUCUUGUCCCGUGUAUAUAUAUCUUUUUUUUUCUUGCAUAUCUUUUUUAUAUUUUUCCUAAACAUCAACUUCAAUAUAGUCUCCUGCAACCAUCCUCACCCAAUGUGGUAUGAUCUGCUAUUUUCUGAAGUAUUUUACUUUACUUUCGAACCAGAAUCGCCCAACAGAGGCUAGCCAGCUAACUAGCUACUAGGUAGUAGUUAGCUAACCACUGCUAGCGGACAUCAGCUAACCUCUAGCUCGGAAAUCUCUCGCCAGUUUGCGCCAGUUUGAACAUGAUUCAAACCAGAGCACACCGGACUUAUUUUCUCUCCAUAUCCCCGGAUUCCUACCGCAAGCUCUGAACCUUUUUCACCCAGAUCAUCGCAGCUAGCUAGCUGCAAUCAGAGUUGCUACUCCUAACUAACGUCUCUAUCCCAAAGCAAGCACCAAUUAGCCUGUCGCUUUCCCUUGUGAGGCCCAUCUCCCGGCUAGCUGAAGAGGUCCAUCAGCCACUCAUUGGGCUGCAAUACCUAUUUUGCCAAUUGGCCUGGACCUCUUUCAUUACAUGAAGCCCUGUUAAUCCAUCAUGACUGGACUUCUGACGUAAUCUGCCCGAGGGUUAUUUUUUGCAACAGGCCCCUCUGUCGCGACGUCCCCUGAAUGCCCAUCUGCUAGCCGCGGCCCGCUAGCUGUCUAGAGCAUAUCGGACUGUUAGCUGAAUUUUCUUGGGCCACUGUACCUAUUUUGCCAAUUGGACUGGGAACCUUUACUACACAGAACCCUACUAAGCCAUCACGGCGAGGCUCCGCAUGAGGAGGCUACAACAGACUUCUUCCGUUGCGACGUACCUCUAAGGCCCUUCUGCUAGCUUGCUAGCCCCGGCCCACUGGCUGUCUGAAUCGCCGUGUCUCCAGCCAGCUUAACUACUCACUGGACCCCUAUGGUCACUCUGCUACGCAUGCCUCUCCCUAAUGUCAAUAUGCCUUGUCCAUUGCUCUUCUGGUUAGUGAUUAUUGUCUUAUUUCACUGUAGAGCCUCUAGUCCUGCUCAAUAUGACUUAGCUAAACCUUCAGUUCUAUCGCACCCAGAAACAUGCUCCUUUUACUCUGUUCCGAACGUACAAGACGACCAGUUCUUAUAGCCUUUAGCCGUACCCUUAUCCUACUCCUCUGUUCCUCUGGUGAUGUAGAGGUUAAUCCAGGCCCAGCAGUGAUUAGCUCCACUCCCAUUCCCCAGGCGCUCUCAUUUGUUGACUUCUGUAACCGUAAAAGCCUUGGUUUCAUGCAUGUUAACUUCUUGCGUCCAAAUACACAUCUGCUGUCUUCAACCAAGGACUCAGCGAUCACUGCCUCAUUGCCUGCACCCAUAAUGGGUCUGCGGUCAAAUGACCACCCCUCAUCACUGUCAAACGCUCUCUAAAAUACUUCAGUGAGCAGGCCUGGCCCGGGUAUCCUGGAAGGAUAUUGACCUCAUCCUGUCAGUAGAGGAUAACUGGUUAUUCUUUAAAGGGCCUUCCUCGCCAUCUUAAAUAAGCAUAAGCCCCAUUCAAAAUAAUUGAACCUGGAACGGAUAUAGCACUUGGUUCACUCCAGACCUGACUGCCCUUGACCAGCACAAAAAACAUCCUGUGGGGUACUGCAUUUGCAUCAAAUAGCCCCCACGAUGUGCAACUUUUCAGGGAAGUUAGGAACCAAUAUACACAAGCAGCUAGGAAAGCUAAGGCUAGAUUUUUCAAACAGAAAUUUGCAUCCUGUAGCACAAACUCCCAAAAGUUCUGGGACACUGUAAAGUCCAUGGAGAAUAAGAGCACCUCCUCCCAGCUGCCCACUGCACUGAGGCUAGGAAACACUGUCACCACUGAUAAAUCCACGAUAAUUGAGAAUUUCAGUAAGCAUUUUUCUACGGCUGGCCAUGCUUUCCACCUGGCUACUCCUAUCCCUGUCAACUGCCCUGCACCCCCCACAGCAACUCUCCCAAGCUUCCCCAUUUUUCCUUCACCCAAAUCCAGAUAGCUGAUGUUCUGAAAGAGCUGCAAAAUCUGGACCCUUACAAAUCAGCCGGGCUAGACAAUCUGGACCCUCUCUUUCUAGUAUUAUCUGCCGCAAUUAUUGCAACCCCUAUUACUAGCCUGUUCAAUCUCUCUUUCGUAUCGUCUGAGAUCCCCAAAGAUUGGAAAGCUGCCGCGGUCAACCCCUCUUCAAUGGGGGAGACACUCUAGACCCAACCUGCUACAGACCUAUAUCUAUCCUACCCUGCCUUUCUAAGGCCUUUGAAAGCCAAGAAAAACAAACGGAUCACCGACCAUUUUGAAUCCCACCGUACCUUCUCCGCUAUGCAAUCUGACUUCCGAGCUGGUCAUGGAUGCACCUCAGCCACGCUCAAGGUCCUAAACGAUAUCAAAACUGUCAUUGAUAAAGAGAAUACUGUGCAGCUGUAUUCAUCAACCUGGCCAAGGCGUUCGACUCUGUCAAUAACCACAUUCUUACCGGCAGACGCAAAAGUUGCGGAAGCUGGAGUCUCAUAUCUCCCUCUCUAACUUCAAGCACCAGCUGUGAGAGCAGCUCACAGAUCAUUGCACCUGUACAUACCCCAUCUUUAAAUAGCCAAUCCAACUACCUCAUCCCCAUAAUGUAUUUAUUUAUUUUGCUCCUUUGCACCCCAGUAUCUCAACUUGCACAUUCAUCUUCUGCACAUCUACCACUCGUGUUUAAUUGCUAUAUCGUAAUUACCUCACCACUAUGGCCUAUUUUAUUGCCUUACCUCCCUUAUCUUGCCUCCAUUUGCACACGCAGUAUAUACUUUCUUUUCUACUGAAUUAUUGACUGUAUGUUUGUUUAUUCCAUGUGUAACUCUGUGUUUGUGUCAAACUGCUUUGCUUUAUCUUGGCCAGGUCACAGUUGUAAAUGAGAACUUGUUCUCAACUAGCCUACCUGGUUAAAUAAAGGUGAAAUAAGAAAUAUAAGCGCCUUCUAAGAGAUUCGUUAGACAUUUCUCUUGGCUUCUUUUCUGGAGAUGUUCUCCUUGAAUUCUUGUAAUAAACUGGAAAGAUUUAGAUUAAUAUGAUUGACUGCUCUCCCUUUUGUUCACCUUUGAAAAUCCCUUUUACAACCAUUAAACGUUUUGAUAACACAAACUUAAAUUAUGAACUGCAUACUUUUUGGACUCCAUUAUCAUUGCUAACCAUAUUGUCACGUUUGUCCUUGCUAGCAUGGGAAUCUAGUGAUUACAAUGCACAGGAGGUUGGUGGGACCUUAAUUUGGGAGAAUGAGCUUGUGGUAAUGGCUGGAGCUGAAUGACUGGAAUACUAUCACACACAUGGUUUUCAGGUUUUUGAUGCCAUUCCAUUUGCUCCAUUCCAGACAUUAUCAUGAGCUCUUCUCCCCUCAGCAGCCUCCUGUGCUUUCAUGUAUGUCUCCAA
Oncorhynchus keta (chum salmon) is the source of this 4657-nucleotide messenger RNA. RefSeq names its product platelet-activating factor acetylhydrolase IB subunit alpha1-like. Bases 158 to 742 code for a protein of 194 amino acids. Lineage: Eukaryota; Metazoa; Chordata; Actinopteri; Salmoniformes; Salmonidae. The record is from RefSeq and is a predicted model, not a curated record. The transcript is spliced from 6 exons.